AUGAAUAAAUCUGUAGAUCCAUUAUGUGAAGGCUUUUAUCAAUUUGCUUGUGGAAAUUUCGCAAAAUGGCAUAAAAUACCAAAAACAGCUGUUUUAAAUGAUCGGUUUUCCGAAGUACAUGCUACAGUGUUAGUACUUAUUAGAGAUUUUUUGGAAAGAGAUGAUAGUGACCAGGGACUGAAACCGAAACCUUUAUUUUAA
This is a messenger RNA of Macrosiphum euphorbiae (potato aphid), 201 nucleotides long. Lineage: Eukaryota; Metazoa; Arthropoda; Insecta; Hemiptera; Aphididae. The record is from the annotation of a GenBank genome assembly.